Cryptosporidium ubiquitum is the source of this 1068-nucleotide messenger RNA. RefSeq lists its product as uncharacterized. The transcript has a single exon. Lineage: Eukaryota; Apicomplexa; Conoidasida; Eucoccidiorida; Cryptosporidiidae. Bases 1 to 1068 code for a protein of 355 amino acids. The record is from RefSeq and is a predicted model, not a curated record.
AUGAGCACAACUAUAUUGGGAUUAAUUGAUAACAUUUAUGCAAACCGUGCAAAUGAAACCAUGGAUGAUAAGAGGAGGAUGUGCCUAGAAUUUUCUAAGGAGCUAUUAAACCUGGAUGGUACAGAUUUUUUGAAGAUGGUUACUAAUUUGGUUUCAAAUGAAGAAAAAUCAAAUAAAUUUUUCUCUACACUUGCACAAGCAUUAAUACUUAGUAAAGGCGAUAAAUGUGAUAAGAGACUGUUAUUAAUAGAUAGACUACUUACAGGAAGUAGGAAUAUUAUGGAAAGUGUUUUGUCUCCUAUUCUAGCUAUACUUCUAUGGAUUUAUUUAACCAGAGCUCUCUGUACUGUAUCAUCAAUUCCAAAAUGUCACCUAAGCUCUGAUGACUUAGAUAAUUCAAUUUUGAGACCUGAGUACGAUGGAAUUGAACAGAUUCUAUUAAGGAUUUGUAGUCGAAAUGUUGAUUUAUUGAAUUCAGAUUCUUUUAAUCUAUAUUUACAUGAGGACGAUUUGAGCUCAUCAGCCAUUUUAGGUGCUAAUAAAUUAAAAUUAUUUAAGCAAAAUAGAGAGUUAGAGAAGAAACACAAGUUCGUCAAUUUUGUUGAAAAUUUCGAUAGAGAUAAUCAUUUCAAUUCCCCUAUAGGCCACAAAGACCAAACCAUUCUUGUGCAAAUCUGCAUUCUAAUCAUCUAUAAAUUAAAUUUCAAUAAUACCUUAACUUAUAUUUGGAUCAUCUUGGGGCUUUGUAGUUCUCUUUCAAAUCAAGAACUAAUACCUAUUGAUCUCACAUCUAUAAAUUUUGAAAAAAGAGAGAUCUCUGGAAAUGAGUCAAAAAUCAGAAUAAAUUUAGAAGAUGAUACAUUAAUAAUAUUGUGUAAACUAAUAGGGCGAUGCUUAUUUUCACUGAGUUCAACUAACCACAAUGCAAACAUUAAAAAAAUUAUAUAUGAAAAAAUUAGAAGUACUUUAACUAAAGUACAGAAAAGGUCCAUUUGCGAGGUUAUGCCUUACUCAAGCUCGUUUAUUUCCUCAUAUAUUGUUUUAAUCGAAAGAAUACUGAACCGUUAA